AUGGAUAGAGCCAAAGAGCAAAUUGCUGAAAAUUUCCAAAAGAAAGAGUCAAGGUAUAAGAAAGUGUGGAAGAUCAUUGAUACUAGGUGGAAUUUACAAAUACAUAGACCUCUCUAUGCAGCAGCAUAUUAUCUCAAUCCUAGGUUCCAUUAUGACAAAAACUUUAAUCCAGAUAAUGAGGUUUUGUAUGGUUUAUAUGAAACUAUUGAAAGAAUGGUUUCAGAUAGAAGGACAAGAUUUUUGAUUGAUCAACAACUUAAGAAGUUUAAGUCAGCCAAAGGAUUGUUUGGAAUGAAUAUGGCAAUAGACACUAGAGACAAGAAGCAACCCACUCUUUGGUGGGAGAGUUAUGGUGGAGAUGGCAAAGAGUUGCAAAAGGUAGCCAUGAGAAUUUUGAGUCUUACAUGUAGUGCAACAGGAUGUGAAAGGAAUUGGAGUACAUUUGAUCAAGUGCAUACUAAAAGAAGAAAUCGUUUGGAACAACAAAGACUAAAUGCACUUGUGUUUGUUAAAUAUAACCUACAAUUAGAGAUGAGACAAAAGUGUAGAGAAGAGAAGGGAGAGACUUAUGAUCCCAUAUGCUUAUCCAAUAUUGAAUCAAAUGAUGAAUGGAUUGUUGAAAAAGAGGAUCCAUGUUUACCAAAUGAUGCUUCAUGGAUGGAUAUAAAUGAGUGCUUUACUUUUGAAGAGGGAGCUUCAAGUAAGAAAAGAAAAAGAGGUAUUUGUGCUGAUUUAGAAUUAGAACUUGAACAAAAAAUACUAAAAAUUUAUUUAUUCAAAUACAUAUUGUCAUGUUUGUUCCAUUAUUUUGGUUUUAUAAGUGCAAGAAACUUAAAUGCCAAAGCUGAUAAGAAGGAAAAAUCUAUAAUAGAAGAUGAUAAUGAAAUUGAAGGCAUUAUUAGAGAUGGGGUGGAAGAAGAACUUUUGAUUUUGGAAGAUGAAGAGGAUGAACUAAGUGACAUAGAUCUUGGGGAUGAUGAAUAA
Molecule: messenger RNA, 984 nt
Organism: Abrus precatorius (Indian licorice)
Lineage: Eukaryota; Viridiplantae; Streptophyta; Magnoliopsida; Fabales; Fabaceae
Exons: 3
Coding region: 1-984 (327 amino acids)
Molecular function (GO): protein dimerization activity
Source: RefSeq, a predicted model, not a curated record